AUGACUACUUUAACAUCAUUACAAUUUGCAUAUAAUUGUUUGCUAUCUUCCAUGCCUUCGAAUUGUUUUGCAGGAAUGAAAUUCACAAGUUUGCAAAUACCACCCUUUGUUAGUUCAAUUACAGGAAAAGCUUUUACGUCAUGUAGAUUCAUAGAGUCAAUUCAAGUUGAUCCACAAAAUGAAUACUUUUGGACAGAUUCCCGAGCUAUUUUUUCAAAAGAUAAUUUAUCCAUAAUUUAUAUUGCAUCAAAUUCAGGAAGUUCAUAUGAAAUUAGUGUUAAUGUAAGUAAUGCUGAAGAAGGAUUAUGUGUUUCUAGCCAGAUUACUUCUGUUACAUUUAUGAAUGGCCUUCAAAAGAUUAAAAAUAAUUGUUUUGCUGGAUCUAAUUUGAGAAAUUUAGUAAUUCCAGAAACAGUAACAUUUAUUGAUGACCAUGCAUUCUACAACACGCAGCAACUAACUGAAAUAACACUUCCAAGCCGUAUAACAGUAAUAAGAAAUUAUUUAUUUGCUAGAUCUAAAUUAAGAAGAAUUACAAUUCCAAAUAAUGUAACUUUGAUUGAAGAAUUUUCUUUUUCGAAUUGUGUAGAUUUAACUGAAGUUAUAUUGCCUGAAAACUUGAAGGAAAUGGCAGGUGGAGUCUUUUCAGAUUCACCAAAUGUUGUUUUAUCUCUUCCAUCCGGUUCGAACUUAAUUAUCGAUCAGCAAUACUUGCUAAUGGAUAAAGAAAAAACUAUGAUUUUGCAGUAUUUUGGUAAUACAGAUACCAUUGUUUCUAUUCCUUCGACAAUAAGUUUGAUUAAAAAGGGUGCAUUUCAGAAUAAAAAUAAAUUAGUAGAAGUUCGAAUUGAUGGUGCAGAUAAUAAUCUACUUGUUAUUGAAGAUUUUGCCUUCAAUAAUUGUGAAAAACUUUCAAAAUUUCCUUCUUUAAAUCAAGUGACAAAAAUUGGAAGAUUUUCAUUUAAUAACACAAAAAUAGAUAAUGAUUUAGCAUUUUCACAAAUAAAUACAAUAUCUGAAAGUGCUUUUUCAUAUUCUAGUAUUUCUUCUGUUUCAUUCAUAUCAAAUGGAAACGUUGAUCUUUCAAAUAAUUGUUUUCUUAACUGCCAAAAUUUGAAAUCAUUGAUGCUUCAAGGAAAUGGUAACUUUACUUUGGGAUCUUCUUGCUUUGAAGGUUGUUCUUCCCUCAAUUACGUAUCUAUACCAAAUAGAGUAUUGAGUUUAGGCGUUAGCUGCUUCAUGAAUUGUGGAUUGACAUCUGUUUCAUUUACCGAUAAUAUAUUAUAUCAAAAUUAUAUUCCGGAUUUAUUGUUCAAAAACUGCAGAAAUUUGAAUCAGAUUUCGAUCCCAAACGUUAGGACAAUUGGUGCUGAAUCAUUCUCUAAUACAGCUAUCGAAGAAAUACUUCUUCCAGACACUGUUGAAAGCUUAAAUACUCAAUGUUUUAAAGGAUGUUUUGCCAUGAGAAAAUUGACAAUAAAUCCAAAUUCGAAAUUGUCGAAUUUGGAUUAUGGAGUUUUCGAUGGCUGCUCUAGUUUCGAAACUAUCUCCGAUUUUGCAUCUAAAAACUUCUGUUCUGAUAAUGGGGCGAUGUACAAUAAUCAAAGAACAAAAAUGAUUGUCUAUCCACCAGCUUCUAAAAACAAAUUUUUCGCUUUCACGGAUAGAGUGAAAUAUAUCGAAAAAAGUGCAUUCAUUGGAUGCUCUGCUUUGCAAGCAAUUCUUAUUCCUGAUGGAUCCGUUGUUGAGAUUGGAAAGAAUGCCUUUGAAGGCUGCGUUAACUUAAGACAUAUUAACUUGCCUCUAUCUGUCACCAAAAUUGGUGAGGAUGCGUUCAAAGGUUGCGAGAAACUUAUUUGUGGAGUAAUUAUAGAGAAUAAGACUGGGUCAUACAUUGAUAUGAUAAGAAAGGCAGGAAUUGAGAGUCGAAUGACCUCUUUUUGUAAAGAUUUCACUUGCAGAGUUCGAAAUCAGUUUGGAACUUUAAGCAAUGUCUUAUUUAUGAUAUCUGUCUUUAUAUUAAUGUAA
This is a messenger RNA of Trichomonas vaginalis G3, 2028 nucleotides long. Its product is annotated as regulation of response to stimulus. The transcript has a single exon. The coding region runs from base 1 to 2028 and encodes 675 amino acids. The record is from RefSeq and is a predicted model, not a curated record. Lineage: Eukaryota; Parabasalia; Trichomonadida; Trichomonadidae.